AUGACAAUUGCAAUAUUUCUGGCCAUCUUGUCAGGUGUCCUUGCUCAUUUGACCGUUUUCAUUCACGGCGAAUGGCAUCUCAAGAUAGUGAAUCUCGGGGUCACGCACCUUGUUUUCUAUGCUUUGCUCUAUGUCAUACGCAGAAUUUCUGCUAAAUACUAUAUCACUGACGAAAACUUCCCCAGUUCAGCAACCCUUAUGCUGUUUUACUUUUCAUCUCUUUUCACGAGCAUUGGUAUCUACCGCUACUUUUUCCACCGACUAUGCAACUUCCCUGGACCACGCUUAGCCGCCAUUUCCAAGUUGUGGCACGUGUGGAAGUGUCGGACAUCGCGUGGGCACCACGUGCUUCAUGACUGGAAAAAAUAUGGCACAUUUGUUCGAACAGGGCCUUCUGAGAUUACGGUCUACCACGCUGCGGCCUACGAGGCAAUGGAUGGCCAUGGAAAUCAAAACACCCGAUCGGACUGGUACGAUCUCUUGCAUCCUCGAGUAUCGUCAAUCUUCACUCGUGAUCGAAACCUACACAGUGUUAGACGGAAGAUGUGGACCAAUGCCCUGAGCAGCUCCGCCAUCCGAGGAUACCACGAACGCAUCAUCGCGAAGGUCAACACGCUCAUCAGUCUGAUCCAAGAGCAGGAGUCGCAGCCUGUGUAUCUCAAUGACCUCAUGUACUGGUUCUCUUUCGACUCAAUGGGUGACUUUGCUUUUAGUGAGGACUUUGGUAUGAUGAAGAGCAAGCAAUGGCACCAGGUUAUUUGGAUGUUCCGAUAUGCUCUGGCGCUAUUGGGCCCGUUUAGCCCAGCAAUCUGGGUCCCCCGUCUGGCGUUCGCGAUAAUCCCUGGUCUGUGGUGGGCUAAAUGGUGGUUUGAAAUGUUAAGCUUCUGUGACAGGUGUAUGGCCCGGCGCAUGAAGCGAACGUUGCCCGACAGAGAUAUUGCAUCAUUCUUUAUCGAAGACCACAAGAAUAGUGUUGAUGCGCGCAAGGAAUAUUGGCUGAGCGGUGAUACUGCUACCCUUGUCGUGGCGGGAAGUGAUACCAACGCGCCAACUCUUACACACCUAUUCUAUUUCCUUACUCGGUACCCGAAACAUGCGGACAAGGUUUAUGCGGAACUUGAAACUCUCUCCUCCCUCGAAGACGCAAUCGGCCUAUCGAAGCUGCCUCACCUGAACGGGGUCCUCAACGAAACCAUGCGUCUACUUCCCGCUGUCCUUACAUUCGGAACUCGUGUGACUCCUCCCGAGGGUCUGAAGAUAGAGGGGACCGUAAUUCCUGGGGGUAUAAAGAUCUGUGCGCCCAGGUACACAAUCGGGAGACUGGAGUCAGCCUAUGCCCGACCUGAAGAGUUUGUUCCCGAGAGAUGGUAUGCUCAGCCAGAGCUGAUCCUAGACCGUCGAGCCUUUGCCCCAUUUGGACUUGGCAAAACAUCAUGUGUGGGGAAGAACCUGGCUCUAACACAGAUUCGCUUCGUCGUCGCUGCACUUGUCAGUCGGUAUCACUUUGAAUUCACACCGGAUGACCCAAAUGGCGAAUUGGUAGAGAGGGAUAUGAAGGAUCAAUUAACUGCGCAGCCAGGUCCAUGCCAUGUGGUGUUUAAGCUAAGAAAUGAGAAGUGA
Messenger RNA from Penicillium verhagenii, 1620 nucleotides. Its product is annotated as cytochrome P450. The coding region runs from base 1 to 1620 and encodes 539 amino acids. Gene Ontology annotation, molecular function: heme binding; monooxygenase activity; iron ion binding. The record is from RefSeq and is a predicted model, not a curated record. The transcript is spliced from 7 exons. NCBI's taxonomy places the organism in Eukaryota, Fungi, Ascomycota, Eurotiomycetes, Eurotiales, Aspergillaceae.